Molecule: messenger RNA, 1197 nt
Organism: Saccharomycodes ludwigii
Lineage: Eukaryota; Fungi; Ascomycota; Saccharomycetes; Saccharomycodales; Saccharomycodaceae
Gene: PTC7
Product: type 2C protein phosphatase PTC7
Exons: 1
Coding region: 1-1197 (398 amino acids)
Source: RefSeq, a predicted model, not a curated record
AUGUUUAGACUAACCAUUGGCUUUGGAAGAAAAAGUACGUUUUUAAUUAUUCUUAUUAUAACCAUUAUUUUCCCAGUUUUAAUCUCAUUGCUGUUUUCAUUAUUAUACCCCACAUCGUCAAUUUCAUUACUAACAAAUAACAACAUAAUUAAUAAUUUGUCAUCAUCUUAUUCAUUGUUUUUAGGAAUUACAACUUCUUUCUACAACAAACUUUACAAUGCCACAACCCAUAGUUCUGCCAAUAAUGCAUAUUUUAAGAGAACUUUUUUCAAUUCCGCAUUCAACGCUAGCAGCAAUUCAAGUGGAUCAAGUAGUUCAAAUUUCGCCAAUAAUACCAUAUCAGCAUUCAAUUAUAAAGUUUCAGUUGCAUACCAGCCAAAGGAUCGUAGUGACCCAAUAUAUGAAAAAGUACUAGUAGCUAAGAAUUCACCAACUGGCGAAGACAACUAUUUUAUUAACCAAAGGGAAUCUAACGAUUUAUUUUGUGGUGUCGCCGAUGGUGUUGGUGGGUGGAUUGAAAUGGGAGAAGAUUCAAGUGCCAUAUCCAGAGAACUAUGCAGUAAAUUAAGCGAAUUCUCCAAUAAAGACAAAUUUUCAUCAACCACUAAACAACUAUUAAUUGAAAGUUUUAAUGAGGUAGUUAAAGAGGGUGUUGUUAAGGCAGGCAGCACUACUUGUAUUGCUGCUCAUUUGAAACCAAACGGGGAGCUAGAAGUUUCUAAUUUGGGCGAUUCUUGGUGCGGUGUUUUCAGAAAUGACAGCUUAGUUUACCACACCAACUUCCAAGUACUAUCCUUUAAUGCACCAUAUCAACUAAGUAUUAUUCCCAAGUAUAUCUUGGAUUCGGCUAAAACGAAAGGGAGUGGUUUUAUUAGAAAUACACCUGAAGAAGCAGAUGAUUAUAAAUUCCAAUUAAUGAAAAAUGACGUUGUUAUCUUGGCUACCGACGGUGUUACCGACAACGUCGAUACUGGCGAUCUAGCCAACUUUCUACGUGAUAAUGAGAUUAGCACCAAGACACAAUCCCAAGAAAAUCUAGAUAGAAUUACCAAGGAUUUAGUCGGUAAAACAGUUGCGCUAAGUAAAGACCCACAGUUCCCAAGUAUUUUUUCUCAAGAAUUAUCAAAAAUUACUGGUGCCAAUUAUGUUGGUGGCAAAGAAGACGAUAUUACAUUAGUCCUAGUUAAAGUAGAAUAG